CCUUGUAUUAGCUGAGAGGAUUCUGGGACUUCACUGGCGACAGCAGCUACCAUUCCAUCUUCAAUAUGUGAAUCAGAGUGGCAGUUAAAACUGUUGCCCAACUGAUUUUGAAGUCAGACUACCAAUGGAAUAUGAAAGUUAUUUGUCCUUUUUCCAGAGCUCUAGAUAACACUAUAAACUAUCUGGGAGCAGCAGACAGAGUUGAAUAGUUGUGUGUGGGACUUUGUUGGGAUGUACUUUACCAUGGCAACACAAGUCCUUCAAGGCUACUGAGUGGUUACUGUAGAUCACCAUGGGAACAACUUGGUGAGCACAGUCAUUAUUUUCCCUCAGUGGUACAUUAUCACACAAAAAAACAAAGAGAAAAACCAACGCCAAGCAGUGUAGAGGGUGGAAACAUCUACUGCAGAGCCAUGGCUGACCCAAUACAUAUGGCUGACCCGAAAGACAGCAUGACAGAUUUCAAAGUACAAACGGCCAGGCACCCCAUCUCCAGCACCUCAGUCCCCCUGCGGCCACCCAGUGAUCAACAGUCCAAGGACCGUGCUUCCAAGAGGCUCUCCUCCGACUCCAACGGGACAAGCGAGAGUGGGGCGGGGGCGCGGACUCCCGUGGAGAUAACCGCACUGGAGGAGUCAUUCCGGCGCUUCGCUAUCCACGGCGACACGCGCGCCACUGGGAAGGAGAUGCACGGCAAGAACUGGUCCAAGUUGUGCAAGGACUGCGGCGUCAUAGAUGGGAAGACCGUCACCCUCACGGACGUGGAUAUCGUCUUCACUAAAGUCAAGAAGAAAUCUUGUCGUAACAUCACGUAUGACGAGUUCAAGGCAGCAUUGGGAGAGCUGGCCAGGAAGAGGUUCAAGGAGAAAACAGGAGAAGAGGCGGAGGAGGAAAUCUUCAAGAUGAUUGAGGGGAAAAAACCUGUCAUUAAAGGAGUCACGAGAGCGGUGGCUUCUCCCACGGUGUCGCGUCUCACGGACACCACGAAGUUCACCGGGUCGCACAAGGAGCGAUUUGACGAGAGUGGCCGUGGGAAGGGGAAGGCCGGCCGCGUGGACAUGGUGGACACGUCUGGGUAUGUUGCAGGUUACAAACACCACGGGUCGUACGAGAAGAAAGUAAGCAGGCCCAACGGACCCCCAGGAAUCGGGGCCCCUGGAGCCAAACCAAUGUGAGGACAGAAGGAAAGAAACGAACAGAAACCGUAGACCAACAAGAUGAUCAUUUUUGAAAAAGAACUCCAUGAAAGCACAACAACAACAAAAAAAGGAUAGGAUUUCAUAUUUUCCCAACCCAUCUUCAUUUUUUUUUUUUUUUGUGAGAUGUUUUUCGUUCCUCUCUGUGAUGUGUGAGAACUGGAAAACUGUUUACAUCUAUUUUUACAAAGUUAUCACCAGCCGGUACAUUCCUAACCCAUAGCAAGUUACUGCCAAAUGUUAAAAUCUACGAACCGACCACCAAAGGAAACCAACUGCUUUGCUUUGAGGAAAUAUUUUUAUUAUGAUAGGGAUUUAUAAGUAUUUAUUACAAGCACUAAAAAUUCAAUAAAAACAAAAAAGUGAGAAAGGUUUGACAAAAAGAUUGCUAUGGCUAGGCUUCUUUCCACACAUUUAGUUGAAAUUUAUCCUCAAUGUAAUACUUUUUUAGUUUGCUUUUAUUAUUGGCAUAAGCUGGUUGAAGUACGUACUGUAGAUAUUCUGGUCAUUUGUUAGAUUGAUCAUACCGUCUUCAGUACCAACGGUCUGCCUUCCCUCCUGAUCAAUGAAGUCUGCUGUAUUAGUCUUAUUCCACUGUGCUACUUGUCCGACCCCCUUUAUACUUCCUCACAGUUUACACAUACUGACUACAUAGUUUGCCUUGAAUCUUUCUUAAAAAACAAACAAACCUUGAGUAGUAUAUUUAGAAGUGCUAUGUCUUCCUGUCUUUAGAUAUGCAAGUAGUGUAUUGUCUGAUUGUUAACACCUUUUGUUCAUAAGACCAUCAAGAUAUCAGGUUUUAUGUUACCUACCGUGUCUUUAACUUCCCUUAUCUUAAAAAUGUUUCUUUUAUACAUGUUCUGUGAAGUUAUAUCAGUACAGUGGGAUACCUAGUGUCUUUUAUGACACAACAAAGAGAGUUACUUCUCAGAAUUAUUGUUGGCCUUCAGAUACAUUUUAUCUGGUUCAUUCCGAAACCGAAAGUAUUUACACCAAACAUAUUAAACAAGAUAAGAGGUCCAUGUCCCUAAAAUUAUUAUCUAUAAUAAUGGUAUCUAAUGUUUUGAUAAAACCCAGUUCAUUCACUCGGUUGGUUGUUUUAACUGGGCCUCAGCAGCUAUAAGGGGAGAGCUGGGCUGUUCAAGAUUGUAUUUUUAAUAUUUAACAGAUAUGUCGUCAGAUUUAUAAAGUUCUAAUAUAUUGGUGGUGAGAUUGUGUCUUUCUAAACACUGACUGCAUUUUUUCCCUCUAUUUUCUCUACGUUGUGCAUGAAGUAUUGUGUAGCUACUAUGUUCGAUUUGGAAAUGACCAAAUCAGAUUCGAAAACGCACACAACACGUUUCCCUUGUCUCAUUUAAACUGUUGUGUGAAAAUUAUUAAAGAAAAUAACCAAGUUUUGAUCAAACUUUGAGUGUAAAUAUCAUCAGUAAUCCUAUUAAUUACAAUAUGUUAUGGUAGGUACUAUUUCAGAAUCAUUAAGGGGACAUUUGGAGUGUGGUGUUUGGUAGUUGGGUGGUGGACAUCUGGUGAUAUUAUUAUUGACCAAACUUCUAACAGUAUUAUUGACCUAAUAGGAUACAAAAUCCAAAACCUGGUAGAACCAACCAGGCUAUGUUCACGAAUAUAAUAGUUGUACCAGGCUACAAAAAUCUAUGUCAGUCAUUUGAGCUGUGUCAAAUGUAUGCAUAUUAAGCUAGAAUCAUGUUUACGUUCUAAAUGGAAAAAGACUGAUACACAACAGGUACUACAGUAUGGUAAAUAUGACUAGAUCAGUAUUUCUGUAGACCCUUGACCUCUAGUCUGAAGACAUUUUAGUUGUAACACUGUUGUACUCUUCCUGACACUUUAUAUGGCACAAUUUAAAGUCAGUACCCAAGCAGGAUUUUAGUAAAGGGAACUGCUAAAGAAGUAUACUUUUGUAGGACAUCUAUUUUUCAAGCUUAAUAACGAGACACUGUCCCUUUCAAACACAACACACUACUUUCAGUGUAUUCUGUGCUGACCAAUAAGACUUAUGCAUUGAUUGAGAUCAAACGAAAACCUGUCCAUUAGUGGAAUUGUAGUCAUUUUAGUAUUUCCAGUAUGAUUUGUCUAGUGUGCUUAAUGCCAAAUACUGUGCAUCUUUUCAUGUGGAGGAACAAUUGUGUAUUUUUUUUAAGUAACUUUUUAAUGUAGUAUUUUAUUGUGCCCUGGUGCAUGCUAUGUGUUGUUCUCCAGACCAUUAUGUGUGUGUUCAUGAUCUGUAGCGUUAUUGAAAAUAAAAACAACCCAUCCCGGAGAACCAGA
Esox lucius (northern pike) is the source of this 3482-nucleotide messenger RNA. Its product is annotated as tubulin polymerization-promoting protein. The record is from RefSeq and is a predicted model, not a curated record. NCBI's taxonomy places the organism in Eukaryota, Metazoa, Chordata, Actinopteri, Esociformes, Esocidae. The transcript has 5 exons. The coding region runs from base 414 to 1175 and encodes 253 amino acids. Gene Ontology annotation, molecular function: tubulin binding. Gene Ontology annotation, cellular component: microtubule. Gene Ontology annotation, biological process: microtubule bundle formation; positive regulation of protein polymerization; microtubule polymerization.